AUGUCUGAUGUUGUGAAGAAAUGGAUUACCGCCGAAGCCGAGCCCCUGUUCUUAUCCAAUGCCUCAUCACAGCGAGUCUUCCAAGGGUACAUAGAGUAUCCAGAUGUUGUAUCCGGUGUUUUGGACUGUGUCGCAAACACAGAUCUCCUCACUAUUGGCAACAUAUUGCGCUUUCUGUGCCAUGCAAGACUACGACCGAGCGAGCAACGUCGGCUGGAAACUAGUCCGCUUCUCGACAGUCAGGAGACCAUCGAACAACAGCGUCAGCGUGCAAGGACAGCCUUUGAGUUUGUUCAGGGAGAAUCUGAGUUAGCUGCUAAACCCCUUGAUUUCGGCUUGCGACAAAGCCAUUCUAGUGGUUUUAGUGGGUCGAUUGACGUUCUAGACGACGAACCAGAGGGAUAG
Letharia columbiana is the source of this 405-nucleotide messenger RNA. RefSeq lists its product as uncharacterized. The transcript has a single exon. The coding region runs from base 1 to 405 and encodes 134 amino acids. The record is from RefSeq and is a predicted model, not a curated record. Lineage: Eukaryota; Fungi; Ascomycota; Lecanoromycetes; Lecanorales; Parmeliaceae.